AGCGAAAAUCAAUUGGAAUUGCCAUUACUAAAUCAAUGACCCCCAAAAUUAGACAUAAAUUCGCCCCUAAUUUAGUAAGAUGCAUCCCAACACUGCUGUGCCAUAAUUUUGCUUUAUUUCUACCUUCCUACACGUUUUAUGCAGGUCAAUUUCCUCAUUACCUCAUUAACCCCUCCCUGAUUACAUAACGAUCCGUGACUUCAAUUAGACGUUACACACGAUGACAUCAACGCAUGUAAUAAUCCUUAGAAACGCACACAUAAUAAUCAAACAAAGCACACCAACACCAACCCUCAAGAAAAAAUCCUCGCAGAAAAUUCAUCAUCAUCAAAAAUGACUGAAAAUGUCCUCACAUUUUGCACGGCCGAAUUACCCCCAGAAGUACAUCCAUCAUCUCAUCCUUUCUUCUCAACUUCUCGUUAUGCAACUAGUAUAGUAAUGUAAUCACUUCCUAGGUUAUCUCCCACUUCAUCCAUCUUUCUCAACGCACAGAAGAAAGUUCUAAAAUCUGGUCAAUUGUGCGAACACCCAGUGAAACCCCUAUCGGAAAACGCACACGUACACCUAUCCGGGCUUUCCAAACUGGGUUUCUCAACGCUCCGCUAUCUACUCUCACUACAUUCGUGCGAAGCGCGCCACAGAGUAAUUCGUACCAUUUUAGCCGGAAUACGUUCGCGGUGCUGGAUAAGCGUAGUAGGGAUGAUGAGACGGUGGUUUUGUGGACGAGGAUUGAGAGGAUAGGUGGGGAGUUGAUGGAGCGUGGGGAUGGGGAUGGGGAUGGGGAUGGGGAUGGGGGUGCGGAAUGGGAAGGGGAUGAGCAGGUGGUGAGUGUGGAGUGGAGGGAUUUUAGGGUCGAGUUUUGUAAGGCGUGUUGGGUGGUCGGGCUUUUGCAAAUGAGACCUAGGUUGUUUGUUGAGAUUGUCGAGAAAGGGCAGGGGGCGCAGGUAGAUGGGGAGGGCGUUUUGAGGGUGGAUGCUCCUAUGAAGAAGGGAGAUGUGGAGGAGGGAGAUGAUGAUUUUAGUGAUGAGGAGGAGGAAUGAUGGGGGGUUAGUUUUGCUUUUGGUUUGCUUUGGUUUGCUUUGAUGGGAAAAGUUUGAGUCGAAUGGUAACCUUGCAGUUAACGUUCUCAGCUACUAUUGAAGAGGUCAUGACACGUGAUUUGUAUGCCGUGUUAUUGA
Messenger RNA from Sclerotinia trifoliorum, 1178 nucleotides. NCBI's taxonomy places the organism in Eukaryota, Fungi, Ascomycota, Leotiomycetes, Helotiales, Sclerotiniaceae. The record is from the annotation of a GenBank genome assembly.